AUGUCUGUCUCUAUUUGUGUAACCCACCCUCUCAGCCUGAUAAACAAGAGCCUGUGCAUGGGAUUUGAAAGGAAGGUGACCACCACCUCCUGUGAGCUCAGCAUUUUCUUGCAUCCACCUCAGAUAGUCUGUAAAGCAGCUCUCCCACUCACUGCUAUGUCCACACCACUGGAAGAUGCGAUGGACACCUUGAUUAGGAUUUUCCAUCACUACUCCGGUAAAGAAGGAGACAGAUACAAGCUCAGUAAAGGAGAACUCAAGGAGCUCCUCACCAGUGAGCUCACUGACUUCCUUUCAGGUCAAAAGGACCCCUUUCUGGUUGAUAAGAUUAUGAAGGAUCUGGACUCCAAUAAAGACAAUGAAGUGGAUUUUAAUGAAUUUGUCAUUCUAGUUGCUGCUUUGACUGUAGCAUGUAAUGAUUUCUUUGAAGAACAGCUAAAGAAAGAAGAAUUUUAAAAACGCACGAUACAAUCAGCUUCCUGGACACAAAUGUAAUCAAAGCACACCCAGCCCUCAUCCAUGUUUAGAGAGUGCAAACCGUUUCCACCCAGACUGUUACUGCUGUAAAACACUUAUAGAGGCAAUCAGCAGCUGGUAUGACCCGGACCAAAGCCAGUUUACCCUUUGUGAGAUCUAGCUUUUUGUAUUUUCAGUACUUGCGCUACAUGCAUCUGUAACGUGCAUUUAUACCCAGGUCAAGGGCUUGGGGUGACAGAUCAUUUGGCAGGAGCUGAGACUUCUGUUUCUUAAAUGUCAGUGGGAAGUAAAAGGCACAGGAAUGUUACUUCAUAUACUUUCUGAAUCGGAAAACUGGAAAUGUGACCUAAGACUUGCAAUUUAGUUUUCAGACAUUCUAUAACUAUCUUAUUUUUGCAGAUCAAAAAGAGCAGCUUGGUUUUUGCUCAGCUCUGCUCAUUGUAAAGCCCUUUUUAGAUGCUGCUCUGUACCUUCCCACAUUCAUAUUUGAGAUGUGGUCUCAGCUGUCUCCUGCUGCCUGACCAGAUGAUACCUCUUGCCAUUGCUAUGGGUUCAUUUCCCCAGCCUCCCCAGCUUCAAUUUUCUUGUGUUUGCAUUACUGCAUCCUGCAGUCUGCUUCUUCUUUUGGCAUAAAUGAAUUUAUUCAUAUGAUAAUUUAUUCAAAUACUUGGAUGAUUUAGUCAGCAAACUGCUUUGAGGGCUGACAGAAGGACUGGGUCUUCAGGGGAAAUGCGAAUGCCUUCUGCUUUCACUGUCCUGGCACCCUUAAGAGAAGGGCUUUUAGAGAACCACUUGUGGGGCGUUGAAUAAUGAGAUCCCAAGAUACAGCACUGUAAUGUGAAUCAUCUUAUGGAAAAGUGAUUUCAUCUCAUGCUGAUUCAACCCAGUGCAUGGAAGGGAUGCGAAAGGGGCAGGGGGACUCCAUGGCCACAUGUGGGGGUAGUAGGGAAAUCCCUUUCGAUGUUAAUGUGCUCUUUGGUUAAAUUAAGCAUACUUCUACGCUCCUGUUUGAA
This is a messenger RNA of Cuculus canorus (common cuckoo), 1490 nucleotides long. RefSeq names its product S100 calcium binding protein Z (gene S100Z). The transcript is spliced from 3 exons. Gene Ontology annotation, cellular component: cytoplasm. Bases 1 to 456 code for a protein of 151 amino acids. Gene Ontology annotation, molecular function: calcium ion binding. Lineage: Eukaryota; Metazoa; Chordata; Aves; Cuculiformes; Cuculidae. The record is from RefSeq and is a predicted model, not a curated record.